ACACGCUGACCAGAAAUCACCACAGCACUGCCUGGUAUUCUCUCUCCCAACUCCAAAAGUACAGGGAUAUCUAACAUGUAGUCAGGUUAAAUCACUUCUGCUCAGGACAUUAGGGUGGUUUUUUUUUUCUUUCCCCUGGGAAAUGGAGUUAGGAAAACAUGAAAGAAAAGUAUCAGGAAGAGAAGCUUUAGAGGAAAAGCAAACGGUCACUUCUCAAGAAUCUGGAACCAAACCACUGACCUUCACAUUCGUACCAUCCAUUGGACGACUUCCAACUCAUUUUGAGGUUGUGGAUGUCUCUAAGUUCCUUGUGACAAUUCCAGAGGAACCAAAGGAUCUGAGCAAUCAAGAAAUUAUAAAUAAGUCUCAUGCAGUCAUUGAUGAGCUGGUCUUAAAGAGUGGGGCCAGACAAGACUGUGUGUCCACCGUCGGUCCAGACAGCACCCGAACGGCUUUCCGGUCCCCAGGGUGUAACUCGAGCGAAGGAGAAAUGCAGGAGAAUGACCUUUUUAAGGCUGAGUUUAUCCUGAUUACGGACUCUGGUGAUGAAGAUGAAGCAGCCGCUGCCUCAAGCAAUGCUCACCGGCCUUCCAAUGGCUACGGUCCCAUCAGUGCUCAGCUGCUGGCCACGUCCCACGUUUCCCCUGGCACCGGCGCAGGGAGACCUCCUGGUGACGGGCAUGUUCCAGGUGCUGCGCUUUCCCACAGCACUGCUGACCCACAGAAACAACAGUUAAUUUCUACUCUUUCCAUCUCUGAUCAUCUUUCCUCUAAACCACCUGCUGUCCACUUAAUUUCUCCAACUAAUCAGAAAGUAGCGUGUGGUGCCAUGGUUAACCUGAAUCAAGCCUCUUCGCUGGAAGACUCCCGUAACAACUGGCAGUCAGCAACCGGGUUUUCUAAGCAAGAUUCAUCUCUCUACUUUCAGUCUGCUUUCCAUAGUUCACCUCCCUCCAUGUCUAAAACAUCCUCUUCUGCAUCAAACAGUUGUUACUCCACUCCUCGAUUGUAUGAUAACAUACAAACUCCAAGUCUCUAUACCCCUGGCUGUGUUUGCAAAAUGGGAGACUUCACCACAUCCUCUGUUCCGGCAAAGAGCCCGAGUCUUCCCCCCAAUCCUCCACGUUCAGCUGAAAUUCAAGGAUCUUCAGCUCAGUCGUUAUCCCCCCGUUCUUCCAAAAGGUUGAGUGCUUUAUCUCCUGUCCCUGUACAUAUAAUAACACAUUCAUUAUCUCCUAGUCCUAAACCUUUGUCUCCACCCUCUCUUUAUGGCUCCUCUUCAACCAUAUAUAGUAUAAAUGAGCCUUGCACACUAAUGUCAUCUAGAGGAAAUUUAGCAAAGUCAGGAGUCAGAUCCCCUCUGCCAACUAGACUCACCCUCUUAACAGCUAUUUUGAGAUCAGGCUCUUCUCAACAGAGACCGCUUUCUCCUGCUUCUUGUCCCACGUUUUCUCCUAGCUCCCUUGGUUCCUCAACACUUACAAUAGAUCAGAAGUCCAAAACAACUCCUCCAACCCCCAGGAAAUCUGUUUCAAGCCCUCCUAUAAGGCCAGAUUCUCCGAGUAGAGAGGAAUAUUGGCUUUCAGGAUGGGCUCAGCAUCUGCCUUUACCCUCCAAGCCUCAUCCCACCCCUUGGACAAGGUCCCUUUCUCCUAAAAAGCACCUUCCAGUCAGAAUGCUUUCUCCAGACUCCCCAAAUCCUCUGUCAUCCCCUGUCUCUUCCCAUAGAAAAUCAGUUUCCUCUCCAGGUUUGCAGUCCACGCUGCCUCCUUCUUGUGUCCCAGCACCCUCUUCCCUUGCACACCCUAUCUCUCCUUCUCCAGAAGGGCUGUGGUAUGCUGAGUCCCAGUCCUGUGUACCUCAGAAGUCUCAGAGAGUACACACUUACUCGCCCAUCUUCACCUGCCGGUCAUACCCCUUGCUUUCUUCUACCAGUCUUAGUGGUAUAUUCUCCCCCACCCUAGAAAAACACUCAUCUCCUUCCCCAAGUCUUUUGUAUUCAGAGUCUAGAUCUAAAUCAGAUUCAUCCCAAACAUCUGUUCAGGAGACGAGUGCCUCCUCUCCUACCCCUUUAAGUGUCUCAAAGCAGUGGUCUCUCUCACAGCCUCAUUCUACUCCACCGGUUCCACAAACUGGUAAUAUUAAUUCCCAUCCACUGCAGCUUAAUUCUUCAUCAGUGCACACAAAUUGUAGGUCUAAUUCCUCCUUUCCAAGACCUGAGCAAUCUGCCACCUCACCGGUGUUAAAGUGCAGAUCUCCUGUCUCGGACAAGUCACGAGGCACACUGCCAUCAAGACCCAGAGAGCUGACUUCACCACAGUCUUUUUCCCUGCCUCCUGACCAUGAAAACAUCAAACCCAAGCAGUACAAGAUCAAGACAAGCUACAAGGCAUUUGCAGCAAUCCCUACAAACACAUUACUUAUGGAACAGAAGGCAUUAGAAGAGCCAAGCAAGACUGCUAGUGUGACUGAAGGCACUGCUUUGGACACCCAUUCAGAGCUGUGCUCCCCUGCCCAGCUCAGACAACAAACGGAGGAGCUGUGUGCUGUCAUUGACCAAGUUCUGCAGGACCCGCUGACUAUGCGCCGAUGCGAAUCUUCCCCAAGUUUCCUGCAGAUGAGCAUGGAAUCAGAUGUUGGCAAGGUGUCAACAACGCUGCAGAGAGCAGCUGGGCGUGAAACAAGAUAUGCCAACCUUUACAAAUCGGCACCUAUGGUAACAGAGAGUCAGCUGACAAAACCUGGUGUCAUUCGUCCUGUGCUUGUGAAAGGGAAGAGUGCACAGCAAAAGGAGGAACCCUAUCAACCCAAUCCUUUUAAAAAGUACCUUGAAGAAAUCAGUGAUCAAGAUACUGAGCAGGCACUGUGCUGCCAUUCACCUGGGAUGAAAGAAGAGGAGAGCUGACCUGGAGCUGCUGCUAGAGAACUUCUGGCCUAGGCCACCCCAGCGGGCCCUCUCUGCAAAGGCAGGGCCAGCUGAUACCUCCCUUUCAUCAGGGCUGGGCACUGAUUCUGCUGGCUGUAGUUCUGCUGAUGAAGAAGUGAUGCAAUCACCAAACUUUGUAUUUUCAGGCAAAUACAAACCUGGGGUUAUUGCCAUAGUCUGAAGCUUUCUGACAUUUGAAGCUAAUUGUGAAAACCAAUCAACUUACACCUUACAAAUUACUACGGUACAUAUUACUGAAGUACUGAGAAUGUAAUAAGUCCAUGAAUAAAUGUGGUUCUUAUAACAAAAGCCAAAAUUAUUUUAUAUAAGAGCUAUGUAUUAAAAUGAACUAAACAAAGAGUGCACUGACUUUGAGAGAUGGAAAAGUUACUUUCACAAUGAAUAUGUUCAGUUUUGCUUCCUUUAUUUAAAAGAACAAUGUCAUAUGCUUUAAAGUAUUGAUAAAUUGGUAUUAUUAUCCUAACCUAAGAAAUACCACAAGUUCCUGUAAAAUACUUGUUGUUUUGGGAGAUCUCUAUUAAGACAUCUUUGUUCUGAAAAAGGAAGUACUUAGAGCUGUAUUCAGAUGGAUUCACUGACUUAAUAGAAACUGGUUUUGUUUGUGUGAGAAAUGGCCAUAUGAUUCUAGUGGUGGUCUAAUACAACAAUUAAUAGUACGAUAAUAGCCAGAUCUGGGGAAAACACUAAAGCGCUGAACAUGACAGCACAUGCUUAUGAUUUCAGCUCUUGCCUCUCGGAGUAGGUUUAUGGUGCCAAUAUGAGUCCCCUGUGAGUGGAGGAGACUUGGGUGCCCACAUGAGGAUGUUCACAAUCUUACAGCAUCUGUGAAACUCUCCUGAGGCAUUUUAGUGCCUGUAAGAGGGCUGCAGCACUGCCUGUGGAGCUGGGCUCGGUGCCCAGACAACAGCUUGAAAAUUGCCGUGGCGGUCUCUAACCCCGGGGUUGUUAGCCUAUAAGGACACUUGUUCUCCCUCGUCACCUGCCCUCAGUAGUUAGCAUUUUUGGCUGCACAGUGGCUGGCUUUCAAAGACUGGGAGGUGUUCCCACCAGUAUUACCCCCAAGCCAGGUGAAUUGACUGCUUUCAUGGGAUGUGAGAACUGUGGAUUAAAACUAGGAGACUAGCAGCUAGGCUUUCGGCUUUCUGCGGAAGAGCCGGUGCUAGUCCACUUGUCCUCAAACAAGAACUUAGCAGGCAUCUAGCGUGGCUGAGGGCAAAACUGCUCAUACUGUUACUGAUUUUCUCUGGUUUUCUUUGGAGAUUUUCCCAGUCCUGCUGGGAGGCUCAGCUCUUACAUUUCUGUUCUCUCCAUCUCUCUGCAUUUUCUUUUCCUUUCUUUCAUUGCCAACAACACCCUCCCUAGGUGACGUUGCUGUCCCUCCUUCACCCAGCCCAUCUUGAAAGGACAGACCCUUUCAGGAUGCAUCUUUCAGGACGGUAGACUAGAAGAAGUUCCGGAUGGCAUCAGCUUUAACAACUUCUCUCUUGAUUUUUCUUAGACCUCUGCAGUACCUUCCCUCCCUGCCAAACCUCCCAGUGUGACACUGAGCACUGGUGACUAUGUGGGUGACAUUCAGUUUGAGACAUAAUGAUGCAGCCAGCCGUAACUGCUGACCUUCAGCUUCACGUCCCUGUGUUGAACACGUUUUUUUGCACAACAGAGAGUAGCUUGUUUGCUUUUCAUUUCAUUAAGGAAUGUCCCCGUGUGGAAAAGGCCAUUUCCCUUGUAAAAAAAUAGUAAUUUUUGCUUUAACAGGCAGCUGUUCUCAUGCAGAUAAUUCAAGGUAAUGGAUGGAGACAAAAAGAGAUUUCUAAAUUAGUAAAGAUCAUCUGGAAAGGAUGUAGCUCAGCUCACGGAUAGCUCUUCUUAUCUGUGUUCUGGGUACACUGUAUAUAGAUUAACACUGGUGUGCCAAUCAAAUUAACAAACCAGGGAAAAACGCCAUUUUAUUUUGGCUUUUUCUCAUAUUAGCUUAUGCUGCCUUCUUUCUUUUUCUUUUCUUUUUUUUUUUUUUUUUUCUCCAGAGGACAUAUACAACUUGUAGCACUGGCUAUUCAGUGGAUAUCCCCCAUCCAAAACUUGUUACAGAGUGUAGUAUUUCUGAGGUUCCGAUAUGACAGUAUUAAGCUUCCCACAUUUUUAGAUGCCCUUACUGGAGAUGACAAUUUCCCCUUCAUGAGAAAGAAUUUUUUUCCUCUUGCUUAGUACAUUUCAGUAAUAUUUCAGAAAUUUUGCAAGUAUGCUCCAAUUUGUUCAACAAAGCACCAUAAAAUAUACUGGAAGUGACAGCUUCAUGAAAAUUUUCAGUUGAAACUGGGGAAACAAUCUUUUCUGGGGAAAAAAUAGGGCAUUUUGUUACAUAGUAAUAUGAAAACAACUCAUAAUAUAUGGUAGAGAAUUAAUGCGCUUGCAAAUAUUUAUUGACAAGAAUGUACAUAGGCUCCUUUGUCAUUAA
Aquila chrysaetos chrysaetos is the source of this 5402-nucleotide messenger RNA. It is a transcript of the gene MLIP, whose product is annotated as muscular LMNA interacting protein. Lineage: Eukaryota; Metazoa; Chordata; Aves; Accipitriformes; Accipitridae. The record is from RefSeq and is a predicted model, not a curated record. Gene Ontology annotation, biological process: negative regulation of transcription by RNA polymerase II. Bases 143 to 2905 code for a protein of 920 amino acids. The transcript is spliced from 12 exons. Gene Ontology annotation, molecular function: lamin binding; transcription corepressor activity. Gene Ontology annotation, cellular component: nuclear envelope; PML body; sarcolemma.